Molecule: messenger RNA, 1332 nt
Organism: Archocentrus centrarchus (flier cichlid)
Lineage: Eukaryota; Metazoa; Chordata; Actinopteri; Cichliformes; Cichlidae
Gene: rtca
Product: RNA 3'-terminal phosphate cyclase
Exons: 11
Coding region: 106-1206 (366 amino acids)
Biological process (GO): RNA processing
Cellular component (GO): nucleus
Molecular function (GO): RNA-3'-phosphate cyclase activity
Source: RefSeq, a predicted model, not a curated record
UCUGCUAUAGACGAAGAAGAACCACAAACACAGAGGAAAGUCCUGAGGCUGCAGGCGAGCAGGGCAUCAGUAUCGAGUAAAAGUUAAAGAAAACAGUUGUUUUGAAUGAAGAUGGACUCCGGGGCUGUGGAGAUAGACGGCAGUGUGAUGGAGGGAGGUGGACAGAUCCUGAGGGUGUCCGCGGCGCUCAGCUGCAUCACCGGAUCCUCCGUCAAAAUCACCAAAAUCCGAGCCGGCAGAAGCACGCCGGGUCUGAGACCGCAGCACCUGAACGGCCUGCAGCUGGUCUCAGAUCUGUGUUCGGGCAGUCUUCAGGGAGCCAGUAUUGGCUCCACUGACAUCAGUCUGACUCCAGGAAAAAUCCAGUCUGGAAACUACACAGCUGACACACAGACUGCAGGGAGUGUGUGUCUCCUGCUGCAGGUUGCUCUGCCUUGUGCUCUUUAUGCUGAUGCUGCCUCCCAGCUUUGUCUGAAGGGAGGAACCAAUGCAGAGAUGGCUCCUCAGAUCGACUACACUGUCAAGGUUUUCAAACCCAUUGUGGAGAAGUUUGGAGUCCACUUUGACUGCGACAUCAGAAUGAGGGGUUUCUACCCUAAAGGUGGAGGUGAGGUGAUGGUGACGGUGAAUCCGGUCAAAGAACUGAAGCCCGUCACCAUGACGGACAGAGGAAACAUCACAAAGAUCUAUGGUAGAGCUUACGUCGCUGGAGUUCUACCAUUCAAAUUGGCUAAAGACAUGUCAGCUGCUGCUGUUCGAACCAUCAGGAAGGAAAUCAAAGAACUUUACAUCAACAUCCAGCCACAGCAAGAGAAGGAAAAGGCCUGCGGGAAUGGGAAUGGCAUAAUAAUCAUCGCAGAGUCCUCCACAGGGUGCAUAUUUGCAGGUUCAGCUCUGGGAAAGAAAGGUGUGUAUGCAGAUAAAGUGGGUAUUGAAGCUGCUGAGAUGUUGCUGAAGAACAUCCGACACAAUGGCUGCGUGGAUGAAUUCCUGCAGGACCAGGUCAUUAUUUUCAUGGCGCUGGCAAAUGGAACGUCUCGGAUUCGAACCGGCGCUGUGACACUACAUACACAGACAGCCAUUCACAUCGCAGAGCAGCUGACUCAGGCAAAAUUCACAAUAACAAAGUGCGAGGAUGAGCUGAGCAGAAACGUUACCUACAUCAUCGAAUGUCAAGGAUCAGGAGCAGUGAACCCCCACCUGUAGCAGAACACACUCCACACACUGAUCACGCACUCGGUAGCUGCUCCUAACAUGGCCGACCCUCUUAGUUUCUGUCUCUCAGGGUUUUCCAUAAAUACUGUAAUAAAUAAAUCUUCCUGUGUUCACGUG